Messenger RNA from Macadamia integrifolia, 980 nucleotides. Its product is annotated as light-harvesting complex-like protein OHP2, chloroplastic. Lineage: Eukaryota; Viridiplantae; Streptophyta; Magnoliopsida; Proteales; Proteaceae. The transcript is spliced from 2 exons. Gene Ontology annotation, cellular component: chloroplast thylakoid membrane. The record is from RefSeq and is a predicted model, not a curated record. Bases 16 to 654 code for a protein of 212 amino acids.
UAACCUCUCUCCUUCAUGGACUUCUCCAGAGUCUCAAGAUCACUCUACUCGGAAAACUUGGGUGGAUCUUAUCCACAGCUUUUCGUGUGGGGAUCUCUGAUAACACAAUCUUUCCAGCCACUUCUCUUCUCCCGACAACCAAACAGAAACCUAGAAAACAACAAAGAGAAAAGCAGAGCAAGGGAGAAAAAAAUGUCUCUAGCUUCUUCUUCAAUCCCCUGCGUUAAAAUCUCAAGUUCUUCCUGUUCUUCCUCAACAACAACGACCUGUCCAUCAUCUUCUUCAUCUUCUUCCUUCAAAUUCUCUGCCACUAAGGCUUCAAUUACCAUAAGGAAUUCAAAAGCUGAAGGACCUAUUAGGAGACCAGUUGCCCCUCCUUUGAGACAACCCUCUGCUCCUGUCAAACCUGUCCCUCCAUCUCCAUCACCUUCUCCGUCUCCUCCUUCAGGCCCUAUGGAGCCGGUCUCAGUGGCUGAGGUCUCCCAGGUAUCGGAUCCUAAUGUAAUUACUAUGGAGUUUCAAAGGAAGAUGGCUAAGGAGCUCCAGGAGUAUUUUCGGCAGAAGAAGCUCGAACAGGCGGACCAGGGACCCUACUUUGGAUUCGUUGGAAAGAACGAAAUUGCUAAUGGCAGACUUGAUCCGCAUUUUGGAUGAAAUGUCUGUUGCUCUAUGUUGAAUGGCUGAUAUGCAGAUGGGCAAUGUUUGGCUUUGCUGUUGGGCUGCUGACAGAGUACGCAACAGGUUCAGAUUUUGUUGAUCAAGUAAAGAUCCUUCUCUCCAAUUUUGGUAUAAUUGAUCUGGAAUGAUUCUUCUGCUUGAUCUUCAUCAUCAUCAUUCCCCUCUCAUUGUUGUAAUCAUAUUCAGUCUAUGUUCUGUAACUUUUUAGGGAUUCAGUGUGUGUUCACUAGAUUUGAUUGUCUUGCAAUGUAUUUUCACUAUCGUUUUUACUGUAAGAAUGUAUAAGCUCUUUAUUUUUGCCA